CCCAACGCAGGCGCGAAAUCUAACAUGGCGCUCUCCACAUCUUUUCAAGAGAUUCUGAUUUUGAGAGGAGAAACACACCGUUGGAAAGAUCUUACAAUAAAUUCAGGCGGCACACAAGGUGUCCUACAAGAUGUCAAUGUCGCUGAUAGCGCCGGAGGGUUCACUUACAAGGACAGCCACAAGGUCAACAGUGUAACUGCCAAUAGAUUUAUUUAUUGGCGUACGUCCCAGAAUCGCGUCGAGCUGGUCGAGAGCUCCCUGAACCACAAUCUCCAUGGCAACGCUUUGCGGCUCAACUUCCAGGGUUCUCCCAUCAUCCCGCGGGUGUCAAUUCACGAGACCCAUUCACACGUGGUGAUUCUCAUCGCUACGUUCACAUCAGUCCACCGUCUUCCGUUCCCGCACCCCAACAAGCUGACAAGACAGGACGCCAACGCUCAACUCUCAGGCUCCGACCUUGCCUCUAUCUUCGCCGACGCUUCCGUGACAAACUUCCGUGAUGCAUCCAAUAUGCAUGAGAUCGUUCAGAGUGGGUCGCAGACCUAUGAGUUCCAGGCCUGUGGGUCUUGGUUAACUGCUGAUGGCGAGGCCUGGUUUGCGCUCUCCGUUAGGACUGGAAGUCUGGUACUAGUCAAGAUGGCUCCUCUAGGCUUAAGGGGUAUUACUACACAAAAUGAAGUCAAGGAAUCUUCUAUUAUGGAGCGUUUAUGGACAGGACUAGUUCCAGUCUCCAUCAGGAGAGACCAGGAUGCUAUCUACCUAGCCCAGAGUGUAGCCGUCCGCCCUCUAGGCCAGGAUAUGAUGGCUUUCUGCGUUUGUCGGGAUCACAAACUAAGGAUCUGGUCCUGCAAGAACUUGAAUUGCCUUAUCACCAGUGAUCUAACCAGCUUCCUGCCAGAGGGCAUGAUGGGAAUGGAUGAUCAGCCAAUCCUUCGUCACGAGAUUCGGGUCAUUCAAGGGUCAACGACCUCAAGUCUGACCCUCGGUGUAUACUUAACCAUCUCACAUUUUUCGCUGUUUCUGAUACUGGAGCAGCGAUGGCAGGACGGACAAUGCCGUCUGUACCAUGUGACCACGUUAGACGAUGUCAAAGGUCAAACACUGGUUGACUUCACAAUGACGAGCUCCCAUGUCGUUGCAAUGUGGGGUUUACCUGAUGGUCGCACUGUGGUGAAGAGUACAUGCUAUUCAAAGCAAAGAACGGAAGGAUGGCUACCUGUAUACCUGGAAACUGACCAGCUGACCAGUGUCCAAGUUCCAUCAUUUCUUGACCCUCGGGAAGCCUAUUUGGAUCACAUCUUUAAGCCUGGAAGGUUUUCGGUUCAAACCAUUCUCAAAGCUCUUCAUACAUACAGCCGUUCAACUGGCUCAGAUCUCGGAAGUCUGAUGGAUGUUGAUCUACCCGACCCUUUGGUUCUGCGUCAGGAUGCGUCCAUCGUCGUGGAAACAGAGAUACAACAGAGGGUUGGCGGAGGGGAAGUAUCCCAGGGGGAGUACAGGCAACUGGUGGAACAGAGCAUGAGCAAGUUUCUAGCAUGUUGCGUGGAAUAUCAUCAAGUUGCCAACAAGCCUUUAGGGUUUUUCUUGGAUUGUAACACACACAUGCCAUGCCUUAUCAAAAGAAAUCUGAUAUCAGUUCUUCAGCCGGUAGGUCUGGUAGAGGACAUCCACAUGGGGGUCAAGAGAGUGUUCAGUUUGGAGGAUCUAGGAUUAGAGCUGUCUGAUCAAGACCCCACCAUCAUCCAGGACAUCCAAUCACUCCAGGAAUGCAUCAAUCUUCUCUCAUCUUCUUCCGUUGCCAUGGAAAUGCAAGGAUUCGCAGACUCUCUCUUGCAGCUCCAGCCUCCGAUGGAUAUUGCCCAGAAACUCGCCAGCAACAUCAUCAUAUCAAAUGUUCCCCAGAAUCAGGUUAUAAGGGAGCAGGUUUCACAGGCUCUUAGUAGGAUUAUGGACCCAACAGGAGUUUUCAGAACAGUUCUUCACCUUGUUGACGUCGCAGGAGGUGAACCUGAAAAUCUUCUCGCUGAAUUGAGUCAUCUUGGCCAAGGCAUUGCCCAUAGUCCCAUACACCAUACUCUGAGUAGUGACCUCUCUGUAGUCUGCGUGGCUGCCGGCUUCGCAAGGUUCUCCCAACUCAGGCUAGAAUUCAUGCAGUUUCUUCUGGUCCUUGAGUGUAUGAUCUUGAGACUAGAAUCACAGCUACCAUGGUCUGCUGAAUGUAUUAAGAAGUUAACCUGUGAUGUAAUACCAGAAACAUGCACCAUCCUCCAAGCCUACCACUCUCUAGUCUGGGUGUCAUCUUGUGUGUCAAGUCCAGUACAAACAAAGACUGUGGAAUUUCACCUGAGGCAGAUGGCAGUCCUUGAAAUCUCCACAGACAACAGCCAAACCUCCCCGUCUUCAUCGUGGACUAGUCCACCCUCACCCACCCUGGUUGAGUUGUUUCUACAGGGAAGUGGAGGGAGCUAUGUCCGUUCCAUUCUAGCAAAGAGGGCGAACAGGAGAGUGGAGGGACUGCAGGAUUGGGGUAAAUUCUUCCCAGGAGCAGUGAAGGCACUAGCUCAGUUAAUCUGGCCAAUCAGUGCCAACUUCCUGUUUGAGGAGUACUUGAUGUCAAAGUGCCAGUAUACACAACUACAGGGUUACAUCCGUCUCCUGUCGCCAUGGUGUGAGUGGAACGCAGCGUCCCGUCAGUUCCUACGAGCUCACUGCUACCUGAACACAGGUGAGCCUGUGAAGGCCUUGGGAUGCUUCCAGGAGGCGAGUCAGAGGAUAGGAGCAGAGGACUUCCUGCUGAACAGGCUUCUUAGAACUACGGAACUACAGGGGAAGAAACUUGAGACCCUUUACCAUCUGAAGGUGAUUGGUCUACUGGAGCAGUUUGAAUUGAGAGAGCUCGUGAUCUCAUUGGCUAAGACUGCACUGAGUGCUGCUGAUACAGAUGACCCGAAUCUGCCAACCUUGUGGGUGAAAAUAUUCAAGUACCAUCUUGAAUUGGGUCACAAUGAUGAGGCUUACUCAGCCAUGACCUCUAACCCUGACCCUGAAAGGAGGAGAGACUGUUUACGUCAGUUUGUUGUGGUUUUAUGUGAGCAAGGACGAAUGAAGCAGCUCUGUCAGUAUCCCUACAUUGAUCUUCACGAUGAGAUCGUUGGCAUCAUUGAGUCGAGAGCUCGGUCUGUGGAUCUAUUAACUAUCAACUACUAUGACCUGCUCUUUGCAUUCCAUACAAUAAGAGGCAACUAUAGACAGGCUGGUAGCGUCAUGUACGAGCAAGCGACCCGACUGGCUCAGGAGAUCGUCGGAGUGGAAAGCCUGAAUAGACAAGAACGCUGCUACCUCACUGCCAUGAAUUCACUUAGGUUACUACACCCAGAUAAUGCUUGGAUUGUCAAGCCUGCAGUCAGCGAAAUGGAAGGCAUUAAAACUGAGGACAUGAAUGGGCUAUCACCCAAGAGAGACUAUGAAGGCACCCCUCUCAGUGACCCUGUUCCAAGGCGGAAAGUCGAUGUUCUGGAGCUUGGCGAUUUGGAGAAAGAGUACCAGCUGAUAUCUGCUAAGAUCAAACUAGCCAAUCACCAGCCUGAUAUGGCUCAUGUGACAACUUCUAAGAUGUUGGUUGAUGAAACAGUGAGCUUCUUGGUUAACAGCGGGCUCUAUGACACAGCCAUUGAUGUUUGCAAGACAUUCAGGUUGCCUCUCACUCCGGUGUUUGAAAGCCUGGCCCAUAGAUGUGUAAAACUAUCCCGCAACGGAGCAGACAGCGGCAGCUGGAAAUGGCUUGCUUCAAAUGACAUCGGCUCCCUAAACCUAGGCAGAGAAGCAACAGCUGCAGAACUUGCCUGGCAUCUCCUGCAGACUUAUCUAGAAAGGUACGAUCAGAAGGGCGACCAUAUGAAUUACAGGAUUGUGAUCAAGAAACUACUCUCUCUUGGCUUUCAUCUUCCACAAUGGGUCAUUAAUUCCUACAAGAAACUAGACCCUGGUAAUCUGCUCUUCCUUUAUAUAACUUUCGACCUUUUGGAAGAAGCUGCCAAUUUAGGAGUUGAAUUUAUUGAUGCAGUCCUUGGAAGGGGAAUAGAAUACUUCGGUCUCAAGAACCCGAUACGCCCUACAGAUCCCAGUGUAUGGCUUCCAUAUACUCAGUUAGACCAUCUUUUAAAUGCCUUGAGAGAGACUAGGAAUGAUCCAGAACUUAUCAAGCUUCACAAUGUACUGAAGAGCAAGCUGGAGGAGUAUCACAGAAACGCUGCAUCGAUCUCAAAGGAGAUGAUAUCGAUCGCUCACACGAAACAGCAAAUAGGACGAUGAGAUGCCAUUCUUAUGAACAAUAUUAAUCAGAGUAUUCAAGAGUGUUGGUGACAGCUAGUGACUUUACUAGGAUUCACAAUCUAUAAUCACGGAUUCUGACGCUAUUUCAGUCAUAAUUGCAUACUUUGUCUUGUCUUGUCUGUACUCUGCCACCUUUGUUGAAUUGUGGGAAUCACCGGGCAAGCAGGUUGCUUACUGGUACAAGGCUUCUGGAUGAUAUUUUUGCGAUUGUAUGAUAUUUGGUUUAAAAGAUUCCAGUGACUUUAUUAGAAUAUAUGUUGACCUUUACCUCAUUCCGAUCUUUUAUGUCUGACGGGAAUGCCAAGAGUCUUAUAAGCUAAGUGGUCAGUUCAUGCGAUUCGUAGCAACCUGAAUUUCAAAGAAAUUGCAAUAACAUUUGAUUUGAACAUUUAUAAUUAUAGCAAUCAGAAUUCAGAAUUGUGAUAGGACUACUAAAAUCGAAAUUAAGCCAAGUUCAAGCCUUCCUGUAGGAAUAAAAGCAACAUCAAUUCCAAAUCACAAUGACAUCACCAUCACCUGCGACUUGAACCUGAUUUGGACUUUACUCCGAAAAAAUGGCUUGCUGCAAAUCAAACUUAUGAUUUUAUUAUUCCUAACAUUAUGCUGAACUUCAAAUUAAAUUAUCUUGCUUCUUAGAAAUGUCAUAUUAAUGCAAAAUGGGAUUUACUGAAAAAAAUUGUUGUAUAGUGUGCCAGCACUGGGCUUAAUGCUACCGCCAUGCAGUCAAGAAUUCUCCAUUCAGGCAUGGCCUCCUUGGCCUGUAUUCUCGGCACUGUCUUACAAAGAGUUGCAAUUGAUAGGAUCGACCAUGACUAUGGAAAGCCAGCAACAUUAACAUCUAAAAUGCAUGGCCACUUCGUUUUGAUUGAACUAUUGAAAGCCAAUUGUGACAUAAAUUUCUGGUAGAACAGGUUCAAUUUAUUAGCUCAUUUGACACACCAGUAUUAAAAGCUGUCUGGAAAUAAUGACUAAAUUAAUUUUCUUCACCUUUUAAAGCAUGAGGAUUGGGUUUAAGUAAACAUAGGAAACAUACAAUGUAAACAUCAAUUUUGUGAUUUUUGGCUUGCCAUAAUUUUGUCUCAGAGUUAGGCCAUCAACUAGGUUAAAUUGGACAUCAGAAUACAGGCCCUUGUGUUGAAUGCUGCUAUGCUGGGCAACCCUCAUAGUCUGCCUACUGGAUGCUCUUGGGCACAUUGUGCAGCAAUCCUAGAUUAUGUGUUGCCUUCCUCGGUAGUUAGUAGCUUCAGGGUCCUAUAACACAAAUGUCAGUAACCAAUCGUACGCUUGAUUUUCACGAUUGAUUGUACAUUGUAGUCAAUGCAAUCAAUCGUAGAGAAAUGUUGUACAAUCGUUGCUAGGCUUUGUGUCACGGGCAGUGUUGUGUCUGAGGCCAAGGCCGGAUCACCCUAGGACAAGGCCAAGGCUGACCCACCCGAGCACAAGGCCAAGGCCGACCCACCCGAGGACAAGGACAAGGCCGGAAGGGUCGAGGCCGAAUAUUCCAAAACAAACGUGCGUAAAUUAAAUUGCAUGCAGCGCGCAUUAUUAGUUGUUGAUUGUGCAGUGUUGCCAAAUUAUUGUAGUAACGGUUGCCAGGGGAUGGUUAUUUAAAUUUUUCAUUUUCACAAUCAAUAAAUCAAAUAAAAAUAAGAAUAAAAUAAAGCUAAAUGUUGAUUAAAUUUAUUUUGAAGACACUCGUUACAAACAUUUUAAAAUGAGAAUACCAAGAGACUGAUGUAAUGGCGCACGCGCAAAAUAUUUUUUUACAGUAGUAGCAUGUCUUCACCAUCAAAGAAUCAGGAAAGAGCACAGUUAACAUGAGAAACAUACAAUGUGAACAAAUUUUGACACCUUUGGCUUCCCACAGUUUUAGCACAGAGUUAGACCACGGUUUAAGUUAAACAUGGGUUCAGAAUACGGACCUUAGAGUCAGGGGCGGAUCCAGGAUUCGUGACAUAAAUCUUUUACAGUAGGGGUUCAUAAUAUCAGCUGAUUUUACUCAAUUCAUUCUUAACUGUCCUGGAAGGAAAUAUAAGAUAAAUGUCUUCACCAUUAAAGAAUUAGAAAAGAGCACAGUUAACAUGAGAAACAUAAGAUGUGAACAAAUUUGGACACCUUUGGCUUCCCAUAGUUUUAGCCCGGAGAGUUAGACCAUAAACCCGCCUCCAGAAUACGGACAUAGAAUUGAAGCUCAUUGUAAUGCCACAUUGGCAGUCAAAAAUGAUAUCCAUGUACAAUAUCCCAGUAAGUCAUAGGUCUGUAUUCUGAAGUAAUUUGCAUGAAACUUCACUGGAAUUCACCUCCAGAGUGGAAAUUGAAUUCGUGAUUGUGAUUAGCGUUCGUGAUUCUAAUCAUGUUCUAGUACGGUUUCACACGUGUUAAAAAUUCUUUGUUAGCCAUAUUUUUCAUUGGAAUCAUCAUUCAAGUUACAAUUGAUUUUUUACCAUGUGAAAGGGCGGUAAGAAAAGAGCCCAUAAAAUUCCCCAGGGCCCUAUUAAAGUAAUACAAUGAAGCAAUUUUGGUUGAUGGGCAAUGAAAAAAAAGAUACUCCUGGGCCCCAUCUUACAAAGAGUUACGAUUGAUCCAAUCAAUCGUAACUCUAUGGAAAUCAACCAGUGUCAUAUUUUUUUUCUACAGGAAAUUUGCAAAAUGUCCAUUGUAAACAAAGGAGAACAUGCCGAACUGUCAAGAAAUCAAUGAAUUUAUGGAUAUACAUUCAUAUUUUAAAAAAAAUUUGAGCAAACAUGCAUUAAAUAUGUUGACUUUGUUGGCUUUCCAUAGUAUAUGAAAGAUAAACAGAAAAAUGUCAUCCAAAGCGGGCUAUGUAGAAGUAUCGAUGAAAAUGUAUCUUUUUCAUAUAUUAGUUCUGUUAAUAUUGAAUUGCAAAAAAUACCUGUAAACCUUAAGUUGUAAAUUGUCAAUAUGGAUUGAUAAUGAAUCCAAAAUGUGACUAAGGUAUCUUUAAGAAUAUGCAACAGAACUAUUUUUCUCAUUGUGAAGCAUAAUGUAUACAAUGUAAAAAUUUGUAUGAUAUUUUCUAGUGUAUGUAUCAAGCAUGAAGGAAUGUGUCUAAAUGAGCAUUAAAUGCACAUGAAAGCAGGU
This is a messenger RNA of Lytechinus pictus (painted urchin), 7434 nucleotides long. RefSeq names its product nuclear pore complex protein Nup160-like. Lineage: Eukaryota; Metazoa; Echinodermata; Echinoidea; Temnopleuroida; Toxopneustidae. Gene Ontology annotation, molecular function: structural constituent of nuclear pore. Gene Ontology annotation, cellular component: nuclear pore. The transcript is spliced from 33 exons. The record is from RefSeq and is a predicted model, not a curated record. The coding region runs from base 25 to 4311 and encodes 1428 amino acids.